This is a messenger RNA of Stegodyphus dumicola, 796 nucleotides long. RefSeq lists its product as uncharacterized. The record is from RefSeq and is a predicted model, not a curated record. Lineage: Eukaryota; Metazoa; Arthropoda; Arachnida; Araneae; Eresidae.
UACCAAUACCUUCUUUAAACUGAAUUGUACUGUAUUCAGAUAUAUUGCAUACAGAUUCCAUUAAGAUUCUUGAAACCACCAUGGAAGAGGAAAGUUCGCAGUCAGUUAUUUCGGCAAACGACAGCAAUGUAGGGGAGUCAUCCUCAGAAACCAAAGGAAAGGUUGUAUCCCGAUUACAACUGAGAGAAAUCUUAAAGCGCGGCAUUGAGGCCCAAGAACGGCUCGCCUCGAGGAGGAGAGAGAAGUUGUACAUACUGUUAGUGCCCGGUGUAAUUCGUCUUAUAGAAAUCUUCCUUUCUAUGGUUAAUGUCGCUGCGUAUGGCUUCCUUUACACGUACUACGAAGUGAAAGGCACUGAAGCUGUACCUCCAUACUUCAUGGCUACAAGUAGAGAAACGUAUUUCUUAAUGGUUAAUUAUCACUCUUUAAUAGCAACUGUGAGUUUGAUAUGUGCUGCUACCAUAAGUCCCACAAACAAUGCAGCACUCUUGGGGAGCCUAUUUCUAUUCAUUUUUGACAUCAUCCAGUUCAUCUUUGUAACUUUGUCUGCCAUCACUGUCAUCUUGUUAUACGAAGAUCCGAUAUUUAAAACUACCUUUAAAGAUGGAUUAGCCAUGAAGAAAUUUCUAGGGGUAUGCGGGAUUAUCCUUGGCUGUUUACAUGUAGUUAGUGCAAUUUAUGACAUUGCUGUUUUCUUAUAUGUGAGAAAACAAAAUAAGUUAUCUGCUUUAAAUAGCUGAUAACUUCUCUAAGAGAAUUUCCUUUCUCACGUAUAGCAAAGACUGCACGAUAAAAC